Molecule: messenger RNA, 2877 nt
Organism: Saccostrea cuccullata (small rock oyster)
Lineage: Eukaryota; Metazoa; Mollusca; Bivalvia; Ostreida; Ostreidae
Exons: 2
Coding region: 120-2810 (896 amino acids)
Source: RefSeq, a predicted model, not a curated record
UUCAGCAUCCAUCCAUCUGUAAAGUUUUAACAUUUAAUUAUUUAGGAAAUUCACAACAAACAAACAGUCAGGAUUGGUUUGAGGCACAAAGGACUCCAAGAGAAAAACUGAAUGCUGCUAUGAGAAUUUUGUCUGAUUCAUUUGAACCACUUCAAAGUCAGCUAACAAAUGAAUGGAAUACUCUUAGUACCAGUAUGAAAUCCUAUUAUUCUAGGAAGGCCCAGGAAUGUGUGGAUCUUAUUCUUUCCAUUAUAGCACCGGGUCAAGAAACCUUUCUACUUGACAGCAUCCAGAAAAAGUUCACCAGAAACUCUGAGAAGCUUGAAUUGGACUCAGUUACAAAGAGUGUCAUUGAUGCCUACAACAAAGUGACUGAUAGUAGAACACAGACUCAGAUUUUAUCAGUUAUAGUGAACAAUUUUACCAAGACUGAUUUGCAGAAGUUGAUUCCUGGGUUGACAGUGUUCAAGAUCGAUAGCGCCCGAAAACAUGCACUUGUAAAAGGACCAGGACAUUUACUUCAUCAGCCAAAAAUAUACAGAGUGAAACUGACAAAACCAAAAGUCAUACAUUUUAUCGAAUUCCUGUUGAAUCCAUUGUAUUCAAGUAUUGUAGGUUUUGGACAAACUGUACUCAAGCUUUCAUCUAAUGAAAAAAUGCAAAUCCCAAAAGUGAUAAGAAAUGUCAUUCAUUCAAGAAUAAUUGAUGCCUACCAAAGUUAUUGCAAAGAAAAUGGCUUUGAGACUUUCAGCAGAGCGUCUUUGUAUAGGAUAUUGAAAGUUUGUAAUGCUUCAAAACAGAAAGCACUGCAAGGGUUAGACAACAUUACAGCCGCGGGAAUGAAUUCAAUAGGUACUCUUAUAAAACUGACAUCAAAAUUAGAAACAUUUGGAAUGAAUAGUACAGAUGUAAUUUCCCUAACGAACAUUUUGCAGCUGGUAAACCAGUUUCUCAAAUAUGAGUACAAAACCCAUCUGAACAGACUGGAUGGAUGUACAGAUCACUGCACCAUAUUCGCUCUGAGUGAUACCAAUGAUAAUUUUUCCUCAACUUGUGAUCAUACACAUGAACAAAACUGUGACAAAUGUUCAAUGGUAGAUAGUUGUGCAGACUUGAUUCGGAGAAAAUUCAGUCAGAUGGACAUUCCUGAAGCUGUCAUGGAUGAGAUUAACUAUGAAAUUGACAUUUCAGAGAGAAAUUUAACAGAAUGGAAGAAACAUUUAUUGAGAACUGUACAUCAGGAUAAUGCUAGAAGUAAUAUACUCAAGACAUUGACAGCUAAGAAAGCCUUGGUAAUCAUGGACUGGGCCAUGAAAUUCCUCCCUUUUCAGUUUAGAGAAACCCAGUCAGAGUUUUUUGGGAAAAAGGGAUUCAGCUGGCACAUCUCAUGUGUUAUUACAAAAUCAGAUGAUAAUGAGUUGGACUUGCAGUGCUAUGUCCAUAUUUUAGAAAUGGGAAGUCAAGGAUGGUUUUCCGUGGCCAAUAUUUUACUUCAUCUUCUUCAUCAUUUGAAAGAUGUCAAGCCGCAGAUAGAAGAGAUCUCCCUUAAAAGUGAUAAUGCUGCAUGCUAUCACUGCACAAAUUUAGUAUCUUUUAUUCAACUGAAUAAUACAAGUUUCCCAAUUUACGUCAAAGAGUACAAUUUUAGUGAGACACAAUCGGGAAAGGAUUUGUGUGACAGUAAAACGGGAUCAUCUCGCUUACAUAUGUAUAAAUAUGCGAAUGAGGGCCACAAUAUAAUCAGCACCACAGAUAUGAAAAAAGCAUUAGAAAGCUAUGGGGGAGUACGUGGAACCCAAGUCUGCAUUAUCUCCAUAGACCAGGAGGAAGAGCCAAAAACUAAGGUGAAAAUCCCAGGAAUAAGUAUGCUAAACAACUUUUCAUUUGGAGCAAAUGGGAUGACAGUGAGAAGAGCAUAUAAUGUUGGUGAAGGACAAUUGAUUAAAAACAUCAAUGAGCAACAACUUUUGAACAGCAGUGUUUACAGAUUGAAGGUCUUGGAACCAUUUCCUGGAAUCAACAACCAGCCUAAGAGUGGAAAGGUAGCAGCCCAUUCAGCUGAGAACAUUGAAGACAACUCUGUAUUAGAGACAUUGCCUGAAACUGUAUCAGAAGAUGAUUGUAACCUUGAUGAAAGAACACCACAAGCACCUUUUUAUUGUUGUCCAGAUGAUUCUUGUGACAAAGUGUUUGUGAAGUCCACUAAUCUAGAGAAACAUUUAACUCUUGGCAACCACAGUUACAGAAGCAAUCAAAUUUCUGGUCUUGACAGUGCAGUUGAAAUUUAUGCUUCCCAAUGUGAAUCUUUAAGAGAUUAUCAAAAUUCACUGUUUAGGAGAGAAACUGACAUAUGUGAUACAAACAGCACUGACUCACUCAGGGAAAGUACACAACAAACAAAGAACAAAGGUUGGGCAUUGAAAGGAAAAAGAGUCACCACCAGAUUUUCAGAAAAUGUAAAACUGUACCUUAAAAACAUUUGUAUUUCAAGUGAUAAAACUGGUUCCCGUCCUGAUUAUCAAUCACUCUCUGAAGAAUUGCGUAAAGCAACGGAUGAAAAUGGGCAGAAAUUAUUUCAGAAAGAUGAAUGGCUUAAUCCUACACAGAUAAGAGGAUAUGUGGCUCAGUUUCUUUCAAAAUCUAAAGCUAAAAUGGCUACUGCACCAAAACAAUCGAGAGUUGAAUUGCAAGAGGUGUCUGUUGAAGAUGAUGAGAAACUAUCAGAAGUUGUAAACAUGUUAGAUGUAAAUGAAUAUAAUAAUUAUGUCUCAACUAUGGUUAAUGAAGUUCUUUCUGCUGUAGCCAUGUAGACUUAAAAACUGUAUGAAAAAAAACUUUCAUUCUGUCGUCAUUAUUGUCAGCAUUAACGUUUUUUUA